AUGACCACCACUCCCUCAACGGAAGGUCUCAGCGACUUUACAUCGCGGUUGCUGUUCUUCAGCAACGAAUUUCCCAAUGACGACCUUCGAGAUCUGUUUCGCCGCCUUCACACCCAUAGCAAAGGUGUGAGGUUUCGCCUGCUUGCUACCUUCCUGGAUGCUUGUAGCGAUGCGGUCCACGAUGAAGUCGCAGCGUUGCCUUUUCACUUGAAGAAUCUCGUCCCGUCCUUCAAGUCUAUAUUGUCACUUGCAGAUGGCCCCGACUUCAGACAAGGUCCCGUCGGCGGAGCGCUGGAGAGUGCCCUGCUCUGUGUCCUGGAGAUUGGCAUGUUCAUUGGUCACCAUGAAGCCGAUAACCUGCCGCUCGACCUACCCAGUACCAGAACGACACUCUCUGGCCUUAGUAUCGGGCUAUUUGCCGCCGCGGCGAUCUCUGUUUCCGAUUCCUUGGCGGAUGUUGCCAGCAACGGUGUUGAAAGCGUGAGGGUAGCCUUCAGACUGGGCAUCCACGUCGAUGGCGUGUCUGGAAGACUUGAGUCGCGCGACGAGGAUGGAACCUAUGGCAGCUGGGCCUAUGUGCUCACUGGCCUGACCAUCGCAAAGGUGCAGGAGGAGCUUGACCGCUACAACACGGAAUCGUCAAACCCCACGCCGACAAAAGUCUUCAUCAGUGCGUCGGACAAAACGUCCAUCAGCGUCACAGGCCCCCCGUCGCGCCUGAAAAACGCGUUCAGGCACUCUCAAACUCUGCGCUAUUCGAAGCAUCUCCCGAUGCCGGUCUACAACGGACUGUGCCAUGCACCACACCUAUAUACGACUGAAGAUGUCCGCACCAUCGUCCACGGAUCUGUACCGAGGUGCAAUCACUCUCUUUCCAUCCGGCUGCCACUGCUUUCGCCGCAGACGGGCAAACCAUAUCUCGCCCGCAAUGCCGGCGAGCUAUUUCAAGAAAUUGCCACGGACAUUUUGACGGGUGGCAUUUUCCUCGACAAUCUGAGCAGCGGAAUACUGGACUCGAUAUCCGAGUGUGGGUCGGCAGAGUGUGAAACAUUCCUCUUUCGCUCUUCUCUCGUUUCCAAGAGCAUAUUAGAAACCGUGGCUGAGGGCCUUGGCCAAGUCUCGACGAAGAAUGUAGACUUUGUGGACUGGUCUUUUGGUAAAGUCGCGCCCAGCGCACCACGAACUGUUGCUCAGUCAGCGCUCGCCAUCGUUGGCAUGUCUUGCAGACUCCCCGGCGGCGCCAAUGAUUGCAAGCUUUUCUGGGACCUCUUGAAGGAGGGAAGAGACACUCACAUGGAAGUUCCGGCCGACAGGUUCGAUCUACAAGCGCACUUCGAUCCGACCGGCCAGGUCCCCAAUUCGACGCCCACACCUUUUGGAAACUUUAUUGACCAGCCGGGAAUGUUUGACGCGGCAUUCUUCAACAUGUCGCCAAGAGAGGCAGAGCAAACCGACCCUAUGCAUCGACUGGCCCUUGUGACUGCCUACGAGGCCCUUGAAAUGUCGGGUUAUGCGCCCAACAGAACGCCAUCGACGACACUCGAGCGAGUUGGCACAUACUACGGCCAGGCAAGCGACGAUUGGCGCGAGCUGAACGCAGCGCAGAACAUCGGGACGCACGCAGUGCCUGGUGGCGAGAGAGCUUUUGCCAACGGACGCAUCAAUUAUUUCUUCAAAUUCGGCGGUCCAAGCUUCAAUAUCGACACCGCAUGCUCUAGCGGGCUCGCUGCUGUCAAUGCCGCAUGCUCGGCGCUUUGGGCUGGCGAAGCGGACACUGUUAUCGCGGGCGGCCUCAGCGUCAUCACAAACCCCGACAACUACGCCAUGCUAGGUAAUGGCCAUUUUCUGUCCAGAACGGGCCAAUGCAAAGUGUGGGACGAGGGCGCUGACGGGUAUUGCCGGGCUGAUGGCAUUGGCUCCGUUGUGAUCAAGCGCCUGGAGGACGCAGUGGCGGACAACGACAACAUCCUAGCCACCGUCCUCGCCGGUGCAACAAACCAUUCUGCAUAUGCCGCCUCCAUUACACAGCCUCACGCUGGCGCUCAAAAGAGCAAUUACGCCCAAGUAACUCAAGCUGCAGGUAUCAAUCCUCUCGACGUGGGCUACGUCGAGCUUCACGGUACGGGAACCCAAGUCGGUGACGCGGUCGAGUCCGAGUCGGUCUGCGACUUCUUUGCUCCCCUCUCGCCACGUCGCCGCGCCGAUCAACCUCUACAUCUCGGGGCAGUGAAAUCGAACAUAGGACACGGUGAAGCCGCUGCAGGCAUUGCCUCGUUGCUCAAGGUGCUGCUGGUCUUCCAGAACAAUGAGAUCCCGCCGCAUGUGGGGAUCAAGACGGCCAUCAACCCCAUCAUCCCGCUGGAUCUGGCAAAGCGACAUGCUGGCCUGGCUAUGGAUCUGCGGCCCUGGCCAAAGCAAACUGGAAAGACUCGAUAUGCAGUCGUGAACAGUUUCGGUGCCCACGGUGGCAAUACCACGCUGAUGCUCGGAGACGCCCCUGAAAGGAAGCUAUACGGCUCGGACCCCAGACCGAGCCAUCCGGUGGUAAUUUCGGCCAAGAGUAAGAACUCACUCAAAGACAAUGUUGCGGCCCUCAUAGAGUAUCUCGACAGGCGUCCAGAAACCGAUCUGGGUGACCUGUCGUACACGACCACUGCACGGCGAAUCCACCACAGCUCCAGAGUCGCAGUCUCAGCCUCUAGCAUCCCUCAGUUGCGAAAGGCCCUGGAAUCAACCCUGCCCACAAUUGGAGAUAUCCGCCCCGUUUCGGCAACCGCGCCGUCGGUCGCAUUUUCUUUCACCGGGCAAGGCGCAUUUUAUGUUGGAAUCGGCGCAGCAUUGUUCAGAUCAUUCCCGUACUACCGCCAACAGAUCGCCCACCUCGAUCACCUGGUACAGCUAUUCGGCUUCCCAUCAGUCAUUCCGCUCAUAGAGGGUGUCCAUGGGGAUGAAGCUGUCUCGCCUCUCACAACGCAGCUCACCAUCGUCGUCACUCAGAUUGCCCUCGCCGAAUUCUGGUCAUUCCUCGGAGUCAAGCCCAGCGCUGUCGUUGGUCACAGCCUGGGUGAGUAUGCGGCCUUGGUCGUGGCCGGUGUCAUAUCGGCAGCCGAUGCCAUCCUUCUCGUGGGGAAGCGUGCAGAGCUCGUCGUAUCCAACUGCGAAGAGGGCAGUCGGGUCAUGCUCGCGGUACGCGCAAGCGUCGACAAGAUCAAGAGCAUUGCUGCAAAUGGAACCUAUCAGGUGUCGUGCAUGAAUGGAACCAACGACACUGUCUUGGGAGGUUCUCGAGGAGAAAUUGACGAGACGCGAAAGAUGCUGGAGCGCGAGGGCGUCAAGUGCACGCUCCUUGACGUUCCUUUUGCAUUCCACACUAGUCAGAUGGAUCCCAUGCUGGCGCCUUUCGAGCAGCUGGCAAAGCACGUCACGUACAAAACCCCAAGGAUUCCUAUUCUCUCCCCGCUCCUCAGUACCUGUGUGUUUGAUGGAAAGACCAUCAACGAGAAGUACUUGAGCAGAGCGGCCCGAGAACCUGUCAAUUUCGUCGAUGCCCUCGAGGCUGCUCAGGAGUUCGGCAUCAUCGAUGAGAAGACCAUCUGGAUCGAAGUUGGGCCACAUCCCGUGUGCGCCUCUCUGAUCCGGGGGCACAUUGCGGAUGCGCAGACAACUGCAUCGCUCCGUCGCGAUGAAGACAGCUUUGCGACUCUGUCGAAUACCCUGGCGUCACUUCACCGUGCUGGCAUCGCUGUCAAUUGGAACGAGUACCACCGCCCUUAUGAACGCUGCCACACCCUCCUGCACCUCGAUGCCUACAAGUGGAAUGAGAAGAACUACUGGAUACAGUACGAGGGUACGUGGACUCUGGAUAAGGCCUACCCGAAUGGCAACCCGAGCAAGAAGCCGACGGCACAAAGCGGCUCUGCACUGCGCACUUCCUCCAUGCAGCAGAUAGUGUCGGAGGAAAUUACAGAGAACGCGGGUAAGCUGGUCGUUGUCUCGGACAUGAUGCACCCAGAGCUACUGAGCGCCUUGGAUGGCCACCACAUGAAUGGACAUGGCGUGGCGACUUCGUCGAUCUGGGCUGACAUGGCUCUGACCGUCGGUGAAUACCUGUACAAGCGCAUGGUGCCAGUUUCAACAGGGGCCGUGCCCAUGAACGUUUCCGAGAUGCUAGUAGAGCACGCUCAGAUUGUAAGGUCGAACCGCGAGGGCGCGCAACUUCUGCAAGUUGAAGCCGAGAUGGACCUCGAGACUCUCACCACGGCCGUGCAAUGGUACAAUGUGGAUGACAAAGGCACUCGCUUCGAAGAACCGUAUGCUACUGCGACAGUAAGAUACGAAGACACUAGCGACUGGGCUACCGAGUUCGGCAGGAUGUCGUGGCUCGUUAACAGUCGCGUGAACGCGCUGGCGGCCAUGGUUCCCGGAGGCUCCGCCAGCAAGGUUGGACGUGGGCUGGCCUACACUCUUUUCGGCAAUGUGGUGGACUACUCGGAAAAGUACCGCGGCAUGCAGUCUGUCGUGAUCCACGAGCUGGAAGCCUACGCGGAUGUGGCAUUGGCACCGGACAGGCAUGGGACCUGGCACACGCCGCCUCAUUGGAUCGACAGUCUCUUCCACGUCGGUGGGUUCGUCAUGAACGGCAGCGAAGCCUCCGACACCAAAGACCACUUCUACGUCACCAACGGCUGGGACAGCUGCCGCAUGGCAAAGCCGGCAAUUGCGGGUGGCAGCUAUCAAAGCUACGUCCGCAUGUCGCCAACAGGCGAGGCCAACAUGUUCUCCGGUGACGUCUAUGUCCUGCAAGACGGGGCAAUUGUGGGCAUGAUGGGGGGCAUGAGGUUCCGACGUGUCCACCGCAUCCUGAUGGACAAGUUCUUCUCGCCGCCAGAUGGUGCAGCGGGAAGUGCCACAACAGCCACGACAUCUUCGACAAAGGCCGCCAAGCCGAAAGCGGCGGCGCCCAAGUCCAAGUCCAAGGCUGCAUCAUCGCCUGCACAGGUCAAAAGCACGGCACAGGUAACGAAGCCGACCAUGAAUCAAGAUGAAGAGACCUCAGCGAGCGAUAAGAAUGAAGUGGAAGCAGGUUUGGUCGCCAACCACGGAAGCACCGUCGUCGAAGUGGCAGGAGGCAUCGUGGGCGACGCGCUGAAGCUUAUCGCCAAAGAGACGGGCCUCGAGCUAUCUGACCUGACCGACGAGGCUACUUUUGUGGAGCUGGGCGUCGACUCACUCACUUCGCUGGUGUUGGCCGAGAAGUUCAAGAAAGAGCUCUCGAUUGAGAUCAAGAGCUCGCUCUUCCUGGAAUGUCUCAAUGUCGGGGACCUCAAGGCGUGGAUGGAGCAGAAUGUCUGA
Molecule: messenger RNA, 5352 nt
Organism: Purpureocillium lilacinum
Lineage: Eukaryota; Fungi; Ascomycota; Sordariomycetes; Hypocreales; Ophiocordycipitaceae
Source: RefSeq, a predicted model, not a curated record